UGCAGCGAAUUUACCUGCUCAAGUUAAAUCUUUAAUAGUCACCGCUUUAAAUACUCAGGUAUUUGAUGAUUUCUUGGCUUGUCAAAUUCCUUUGGUAUUUGUCUUUUGAACACCCUAAUCACUUGAAGUAUUCCUUUUUGUUAGGUAACACACUUCCCAACAGAGAUGCAGAUAUUUAGAAACCCU
Molecule: messenger RNA, 186 nt
Organism: Capsicum annuum
Lineage: Eukaryota; Viridiplantae; Streptophyta; Magnoliopsida; Solanales; Solanaceae
Source: RefSeq, a predicted model, not a curated record